GUUUUAUUAAUCAAUUAAUUAAACUGAAAGUUAUAGUUCUUAAUAAUGAUAAAUAAAUAAUUAUUCUAUAAUAUUUAAAUAAUGUAGUAAAUGUAAAGUUGAAUGUGAAUUGAGUCAUACCUAUGCGAAAUAUUAAAAAUGCGUAAAAAGUUUGUUUACAUUGCCUUCUUCAUUGGUAUAGCACUCGCCAGCUGGAUAUAUUGGCAAUCGAAUGAAGAAUUUCAUGAGACUGUCGCCGUUAUUAAAAGGAAAAUAUACAAAUUAAACGAUGUUACACUUAAACCAGCGAUAACGUUUUGCCAAAGUCAUCCAUUUUUACUUAUAAUCGUAACUUCCUAUGUUGGUCAUGUGGAGUUACGAAGUGCUCAUAGAAGGGCUAUGCCUGCCGAGAAGUUAAGGGAAUUGAAUGCAGCUAGAAUAUUUUUGUUGGCCCAAAUACCGGACAAAGAAAAAUAUAUAACACAAUCUGCAAUCAAUGACGAGAGUAACACUUUUGGUGAUAUCUUACAAGGAAAAUUCACAGAAAACUAUAGAAACUUGACUUAUAAACACCUGAUGGGCUUGAAAUGGGCCUCAACUGUGUGCCAGGAUGCAACAUACAUACUAAAAGUGGAUGAUGAUACAGUAUUCAGCUUAGAAAGAACCUAUGAAUUUUUGAAAGCAUUAAAAUAUACUGAAGACCUAUUAUUAGGAUAUAUGCUGAACAAUACCAAACCAAGAAGAAAUAAGGAGAACAAAUGGUAUGUCACUUGGGAUGAAUACUCAAGAUCAGAAUACCCUUUAUACCUCUCAGGAUGGUAUUACCUCACCACUCCUAAAGUUGCAGGAGACCUGUGCGAUGAAGCUAUUUACCAUCCAUACUUCUGGAUUGAUGACAUUUUUAUAACUGGCAUCCUCAGAGAAUCACUUGGUAUCAAAUUAAAACAACUCCCAGACACAUACUGGCUGGAAUAUUAUGAGUUACUUGAAUGCUGUAUAAAUGAUAUGAUUAAGAAAUCAAUUGAAUGUGAAUAUAUAGUGGGUCCAAAUGGAAAUAGAAAUAAUUUAAUUGUAGAAUACAAUGAUGCAGUAAAACUUUAUGAUAAUAAGAAAAACUGUACUAAGAGAACGGCAGAUCAAGACUUACAUAAAACAUGUGUUGCACACCAAGAACGAACUAUAUUUGGUGAUGGUGGGCAGGUAGAGGUGAAAUCUAUAAAAUUGUAAAUAUGAAACACAUUGAAUUUUGUUUUGGUCUACUCUAAGGCUGGUUUUAGUAUCACACUGACCGUCGCCUCCGUGCGCGCCAAUUUGCUGCUUAGCGUUGACAGUCUGCGCGACACUGAAACCAAACUAAUCUGUACAUAGUAACUAAGACAACUUAUGAAGUUAUGAAUCAAUUUAUAUGACCAUGUGAUAUUAUGUUACCUACAUAAUUAAAUUGAAACAUAAUUUAACAAACCAUUAUUUCAUGGGACCAACAAGUUGAAAAGUCGGUGUUGUAUUGUUUAUGUAUUGUGUACCUUUCCCUACCACCCAUAGAAGGCGAGAUGUUAAGUUAUUAACAUUACAUACAGAAACAUUACUUAUAUAUAGCAUCACGCCUUUUAUCCCCGAAGGGGUAGGCAGAGGUGUACGUUACGGCACUUAAUGCCACUGUACAGUGUAA
Molecule: messenger RNA, 1648 nt
Organism: Spodoptera litura
Lineage: Eukaryota; Metazoa; Arthropoda; Insecta; Lepidoptera; Noctuidae
Product: beta-1,3-galactosyltransferase 5
Biological process (GO): protein O-linked glycosylation
Cellular component (GO): Golgi membrane
Molecular function (GO): hexosyltransferase activity
Source: RefSeq, a predicted model, not a curated record